UGCAUUUAUAUAGAAUUUUUUUAUUAUUUUAGAAUCUUCAUACAGUUACGAUAAAGGAACAACCAAUCCUUUCGUUCAAUAUUUAGAAAUACAUAUACUUGAUUGGUCCUUCUUUUUUUGAAUAAUUUGAGCAUAAUAAGCGUUAUUUUGUACUACAGUGCCAUCUGAACGUUUAAAUCACUAGUAAACUGUAAUAAGCUAUAAACAACAUGAAACCGAUCUUUGCUUGAGAGAAUUCUUUUUAAUUUGUAUAUUGUUCUAUGUAUAUGCUGUAAUAAUUAUGUUAGAUUGCAUUUAACAUAUAGUUUUUACAUGAAUGAAUAUAAUUUAUUAUACUAUAAAAGUACUAUUGUGUGUUUUGAAUCAGUCUUUUAUAAUCUGCUCUUAUACAUAUUAUUUGUGACAAGGAGGCAUUAGUGUAAAUCCGUGAACGCCCAUAAUAAAUAAAGAUUCCUGGUUCAAUUGUACAAUGUCAGCUACUGAGACUACAGUUAUUUUUGCAAAAUUGGAGGCUCUAAAAGAAAUCAGAGCUAAAACUGUACAAUUAGAAAAACUGAAACAAAGAAUAUUGCAAGAGGUAGAACAAACUGAACAAGAAGAAAAAUGUUUAUUAGAAUAUAAACAAGAAAUGGAUUUACUUAUGCAAGAAAAAAUGGCACAUGUUGAAGAAUUACGUCAAAUACAUGCAGAUAUCAAUGUGAUGGAAUCUGUAAUACAUCAAGCAGAAAAAGCAAGGAAUAGAUCACGGGAAACUGCCAAACUUAUACAUAAUAGUAAUUAUCAACCAUUAAAACAUGAUAUUGAUAGAAUGCGUAGAGAAGUAUUAGGUUUGGAAAGAUUACCUGAAUUGUAUGAAACAGAAUCAGAUCUUAUUUCUCCUGAACGGUUUAUUUGCAGUUACUUUGAAAGACCAAUGCAAAAAGCAGAAUGGAGAGUAGAAGUUCGUGGAGAAGACUUAUUACCUCCUCAUAGUUUACAUCAUCCUGGACAUCCAGGUGGUUCAGCUUCUUUUCUUGCUCCUCAACCUCUUCAAGGACCUAGUAAGCCAGAGCCUAGACCAUUGCCCCCUGCUCCUGGUCCACCUGCUCCAACAUUCAGGUACCACUGGCAACAGCCACCACCAAUGAAAUCAUGCCUUUCAUGCCAUCAACAAAUCCAUAGAAAUGCACCAAUUUGUCCUCUUUGUAAAGCUAAGUCUCGAUCACGUAAUCCCAAAAAACCAAAGAAGAAAGAUUAAUUAUAGUUGUAAAUUUUAUUUAUAAGAUGCAUGUGUGCUUUGAUUUUUUACUUUAUAAAUAUGGAUUAGACAUUAGAAAUCUGAGAUUUAUUAUCGUAUCUUAUCGUAAAAUUUGAUUUUAUCGAAAAAAGAAGCCAUUUAUAUCAAAAUGUUUUACGAUUUUUUAUCGAUACUUUUAUGUCUAGUUUAUUAUAUUGUAAAGAAAUAAUAUUUUUUAAAUUAUAUAAUAAUUUAAAUUAUAUAAUUAGUCGAUUAAAAAAUUAAAAAAUUAAGUUUAAAUUAAAUGUAUAUUGAUUUAUAAAUUUUUUAAAUUUGAAAGAAGUCUUCAAAUGUAAUAAAAUGUGACAAAAAUAUACUUUUUGCAAUUGAUACGUUGCAUUCGUACAAAUAUUAUUGCACAUAAUAAAAAAAUAGGAUUUAUGCUUUCUUCUUUUUUAACUAUUUUUUAUUUAAGGCUAUUUAUCACGCCUAAUUUCAUAAUGGUUUAACAAUAAGUGUAGGCAUAAUUCUUGACCGAUUUUAAUGAAUAAUGUCUCAUUUAAAAAAUGAAAAUUUAAGUGAGGAUGUGACUUCUAGAAUUUUUGAAAAAAUUUUAUUUUCUUAAAAAAAAAUCAUGUCAAUAAAUUUUUUCGUAUUUCUUCGAGAAUAGUUUAUACAUAAAAAUAAAACCAUCUCAAAAAAUCAAAAGGGUGCCACUAGUAAUUUUACAACGUUCGUUCACGCAAUCUGUUCAAUAAAUAAACAAUUCUCUCUUAUUAAGAAACAUAGCUUUAUAAUAAUUUAAAUGAUUAU
Molecule: messenger RNA, 2029 nt
Organism: Vespula vulgaris
Lineage: Eukaryota; Metazoa; Arthropoda; Insecta; Hymenoptera; Vespidae
Product: zinc finger C4H2 domain-containing protein
Exons: 5
Coding region: 470-1237 (255 amino acids)
Biological process (GO): positive regulation of neuron differentiation
Cellular component (GO): nucleus
Source: RefSeq, a predicted model, not a curated record